This is a messenger RNA of Chanos chanos (milkfish), 2202 nucleotides long. It is a transcript of the gene dclk1b, whose product is annotated as doublecortin-like kinase 1b. Gene Ontology annotation, biological process: intracellular signal transduction; protein phosphorylation. Lineage: Eukaryota; Metazoa; Chordata; Actinopteri; Gonorynchiformes; Chanidae. Gene Ontology annotation, molecular function: ATP binding; protein kinase activity. Bases 1 to 2202 code for a protein of 733 amino acids. The record is from RefSeq and is a predicted model, not a curated record. The transcript has 17 exons.
AUGGCUUUGUCAAAAACAGUAACUGAAAUGGAGUUGGAGCAUUUUGACGAAAGGGACAAAGCACAAAGAUACACCCGUGGGGGCUCACGGGCAAAUGGCCUUCCCAGUCCAACUCACAGCGCCCACUGUAGCUUGUACCGGACCCGCACACUACAAGCGCUCAGCUCGGAGAAAAAAGCCAAGAAGGUCCGCUUUUACCGCAAUGGAGACCGGUACUUCAAAGGGAUUGUGUAUGCUAUCUCCCAGGACAGAUUCAGGUCUUUCGAGGCGCUACUGGCUGACCUCACCCGCUCUUUAUCCGACAAUGUGAACUUGCCCCAGGGGGUCCGCACUAUAUAUGCCUUAGACGGGACCAAGAUCGCGGGCUUGGACCAGCUGGUGGAAGGUGAGAGCUAUGUGUGUGGAUCAAUAGAACCUUAUAAGAAACUGGAUUACACUAAGAAUGUGAACCCAAACUGGUCAGUCAACGUCCGGACCCCCUCAUCGUCCCGUACCCCCACCUCCCUAGCAAGCACGAAGGCGAGUUCUUUGGAUGCCAAGGAGAAUAAGGACUUCAUCCGACCCAAGCUGGUGACCAUCAUCCGCAGUGGGGUGAAGCCACGCAAGGCCGUAAGGAUUCUCCUCAACAAGAAGACUGCUCAUACCUUUGAGCAGGUGCUGAGUGACAUCACAGACGCCAUCAAGCUGGACUCUGGCGUUGUGAAGAGGCUGUAUACCAUCGAUGGGAAACUGGUGACUUGCCUUCAGGAUUUCUUUGGGGAAGAUGAUAUAUUCAUUGCCUGUGGUCCAGAGAAGUUCCGUUACCAGGAUGACUUCCUCCUGGAUGAGAGUGAGUGCAGGGUGGUGAAAUCCACCUCCUAUGGCCGGAUCUCCUCCAUGCAAGGCCGCUACUCCCCCAGGAGUGGAGGUCCAUCCCGCAGAAGCAAGUCUCCAGCCUCCAAUAGCUCAGCUAAUGGAACAGCAGGCAGUCAGCUCUCUACUCCACGAUCUGGAAAGUCUCCCAGUCCGUCACCCACCAGUCCGGCCAGUCUCAGACGACGAAGGGGUUCCCAGCACAGUGGCUCAUCUCUAUCUCUGGCCUCCACUAAAGUGUGUAGUUCUAUGGAUGAAGGAGAUGGGCCAGGAAGUGAGGCUGAGCUGAUGGAUGAGUAUCCUCAGAUUCCUGCCCUGAUAGCAGAGAGGUAUAAAGUGGGACGGACGAUAGGGGACGGGAACUUUGCUGUCGUGCGUGAGUGUGUGGAGAGAUCCACAGGCAGAGAGUACGCACUGAAGAUCAUCAGCAAGGCCAAGUGCAGAGGAAAGGAGCAUAUGAUUCAGAAUGAGGUGUCCAUCCUGAGAAGAGUCAAACACCCCAACAUCGUCCUGCUCAUCGAGGAGAUGGACACACAGAAUGAGCUUUACCUGGUCAUGGAGCUGGUCAAGGGCGGUGACCUGUUUGAUGCCAUCACCUCCUCCAAUAAGUACACAGAACGAGAUGCCAGUGGUAUGCUGUAUAAUCUGGCCAGUGCCAUCAAAUACCUGCACAGCCUCAACAUCGUUCACCGCGACAUCAAACCUGAGAAUCUACUGGUUUAUGAACACCAGGAUGGUAGUAAGUCUCUCAAGCUGGGAGACUUUGGUUUGGCCACAUUGGUGGACGGCCCGCUGUUUACGGUGUGUGGUACACCGACCUACGUGGCCCCAGAGAUCAUCGCUGAGACUGGUUAUGGUUUGAAGGUGGAUAUCUGGGCAGCCGGUGUCAUCACAUACAUCCUGCUUUGUGGCUUCCCUCCAUUCCGUGGGAGUACUGAUGAUCAAGAGGCUCUGUUUGAUCAGAUUCUGAUAGGUCAGCUUGAUUUCCCUCUGCCAUACUGGGACAGUGUAUCUGACACAGCAAAGGAGCUCAUUAGCUGUAUGCUGCAGGUGGAGGUGGAGAAGAGGUUCACUGCCCUGCAGGUUCUGGACCACCCCUGGGUCAAUGAUGAUGGUUUGUCAGAGAAUGAACACCAGUUGUCUGUGGCUGGAAAGAUAAAGAAGCAUUUCAACACAGGACCCAAGCCCAACAGUUCCACCGCUGGAGUCACGGUCAUAACUCCUGACGACGGGUUUGCCAUCACGCGAUCAGGGUCUUUGGACUACCCACACCCAGGGAUGUUUUGGAUAAGACCACCGCUCUUGAUAAGGAGAGGCAGAUUUUCAGACGAAGACGCCACCAGGAUGUGA